GCUGGGCGCGCUUGGGCUGCACGGGAAGGGUUCGGGCGCUCUGGUGGAGGCAGUUGGGCAGCGGCUGCCACGAGUCUUUGGGGUUCAGAGCAUCUCUCCUUGGGGCCCGGGACGAUCGUACAGGACAUUCCAAGACCUGCUUCCCACGGUUCAUUCUCCACCAAGUUCUGUGGAACCAAGUUAUGUCCACUGCUGCUUUAAUAAGCCUGGUUAGAAACGGAGGGCACCAAGUAAGGAGGAGAGCGCUGCUGACGUCCCGCCUCUUCCAAGACGACAGUCGCUUGAUGGUCGUGUGCCAGAGCUCCACCACUGACCGCAGGGCAUCCCGCUUUGAUCUGGAUGGUAGCGGCCGCCCAGCUACGUGGGACUCGUUUGGCAUUUGGGACAACCGCAUUGACGAGCCCAUCCUCCUCCCACCAAGCAUCAAAUAUGGGAAGCUGAUACCCAAAGUCAGCCUAUCGAAUGUAGGCUGUGCAAGUCAUAUUGGGAAGCGAAAAGAAAAUGAAGACCGUUUCGAUUACGCCCAGCUAACCAACGAUGUCCUGUAUUUUGCUGUUUAUGAUGGGCACGGAGGAGUGGCAGUGGCAGACUUCUGCAACAAAUAUAUGCAGAAAUAUAUCCGAGAAUUCCUCGCUGAGGAGCAGAACAUGGAAAUAGUAUUGUUCAAAGCUUUUGUUGAAAUAGAGAAAGCAUAUGAAAGGCACGCUCACUUAUCUCCUGAUGCUACCUUACUGAAUGCCGGGACCACGGCAACCGUGGCCCUGCUGAGGGAUGGGAUAGAACUGGUCGUGGCCCAUGUUGGUGACAGCCGUGCCCUUCUGUGUCGCAAGGGGAAAGCUCUGAAGUUGACCAUCGAUCACACUCCUGAAAGAAAGGAUGAGAAACAAAGAAUCAAGAAAUCUGGCGGCUUUGUUGCCUGGAACAGCUUAGGACAGCCUCAUGUAAAUGGCAGGCUUGCAAUGACACGAAGCAUUGGUGACCUCGAUCUUAAGCAACGUGGUGUGAUAGCAGAACCAGAAACAAAAAGGAUUCAGCUGCAGCAUGCGAGCGACAGUUUCUUGGUCCUCACCACAGAUGGCAUCAACUUCAUGGUGAACAGCCAAGAGAUCUGCGACUUCGUCAGCCAGUGUCAUGAUCCCACCGAAGCAGCUCAGAUUGUUACCGAGCAGGCUGUACAAUAUGGGACGGAAGAUAACAGCACUGCCAUUGUUGUGCCCUUUGGAGCUUGGGGCAAAUACAAAAACUCCGAGAUCAGCUUCUCAUUCAGCCGGAGCUUCGCCUCGAGUGGGAGAUGGGCAUGAAGGCCUUCUGCAGCCCGGGUGUUGAACACGCUGUGAUGAAGGACGCUUACAAGAAGGGACUCAACCUGUAGAUGUCCAUCUUUCUUCCCAGCCUAGUGCUUUCUGUCUGGGUUAUGUGUUGCCUUUUAAACAACAGCCACACAACUGCUUAUUUUAGUCCAACGACUUUCCCGUCCUCCGUCAUCAAGGUUGGAGAAGGAUCCUAGUUUGUGGCUGACAUCUGUUUUGGGAUGUUGUACUAGGUGCUUUAUUUAACAUGCCUUGUACAUUUAGAGGGUUGAGAGUCUGUCAUAACCAAGCUCUCUUGAUUUGCACAAUGAAUCCAGAAGCAGUGGGAAGCAGUGGCAUUUUUCUUCCCCCACUAUUGCAGGAAUGGCCUGCUUAAGGAGGUCAGAGAAAACCAACUAGUGGGAGACCGAGAGCUGCACCAGUGGCUGCAUGCUGGUUUGUGUAGCCCAUUGGCUCCAAGUUAAACCAGUGUGAAUUUCAGAUACAAAGCUAGUCUGAGGUUCCCUCAUGAUUACAGGCCUGACGGAGACCAUACUGUGCAAGUUGAGUGGUAGAAACUCAGCUGUGCGGCUGCUAUUCUUGGGUCUCUUUCUUCCAAAAUGGAGAGAAUUUCACCCUUGGCUUGAAGCACAUGCCUGUUACUUCGCUUGUGGAGACCUUGGCCAGUAUAGAGUUAAAGGGACCCGCUAUGGCCCUAGAGAAAGGUGAGGGCUGGACAUUAACAAGGGGGAAACAUACUAUACCUUUAGAAGAAUGAAAAUGACGUGAUUUUCAUUGUUUUAUAUUUUUCUUCAGAGGAGGAUACUAGGAAAUCAGCCUUGCUUUAAAAAAACCCCUCUUAAGUGAUAAAAGAAAAUUUUAAGUUCAUGUUAAAAUGGCUAAUUUUCUUUCACUUCCAAGUCCCUGAACAACUCUGCCUCAAAUGCACAAAAUUAACAGGUGUGUGUGUGGGGGGUGGAUUUUGUCAGGGAUACUUGGACAUUUAAGUUCCAGAUUUGGUAAUCUUCCACUGUAAUCCGAAUGUCCGCUGCCUGAGGAUACAGUCUAGAGUGCCCAGUUAAAAUUCUGUAUGAUAGGGAUAGUUAAAUUUCUCUACGACUUGACUGAGUUUCUGGGCACUUUUGAAAAUUUGAGGAAGGGGUAGUGGGUGCCACCACAAAGCUGCUGCCAUGGCAGUCACAACGUGUUGGGAGGUUCCAGGUCAAGUGUUGACAUCCUGUGAUGGAGGGCAGCUAUUCUGCAAUGGGUGCUUCCUGCAGGCCCAGAGAUUAUUCCUCUUGGGCCCUUCUGCACUACCUCCUGAUUUAACAAGGUGGAGGAAAGCCAGGAUUGGCUCUUUGCUUUGGAGAAGAAGCAGGAAGCACAUCAGCAGGUGCCCGCCCCAUAAGGCUCACUGCUCUAGAUAGAUAGACCUUGGGAACUCUGCUAAGCAUCAGAACCUCAAAAACACACACAACAGAAUAAUUCCAGUAAAGUUAUUUUUUCACUAGGAAAUACAGUGCUGAGCCAUCUAGCUAACCCCGGUCACAAUGUGAACUGCUGCUGUUGAACAUCUGUACUGCUUUUAGGGCCACAUGUUUUGUGUUGGUCAUUCCAUUGUGAAAAAUAGCAAGCGCUUUGCAAACAGUGCCCUGAUACUGUCUUUUUAGCUAAUAUAAAUGUUAUAUUUGUAUAAUAUUUGUAAAUAUACAGUGCUGUCAGAAUAGGUCACUGUAGUGGCGCAUAACAGUUUUUUUGGAUGACUGUUAUGGUCUUUUCUUCCUUAACUCCUGUUUUUCAAGGGUUUGAAGUUUGUUUUCCAUUCUUUAAAAAAAGCUUUAUUUUGGAUCCUGCACAUUAUUCUGGCUACUGUUGGAACAGAAGGAGAGGUGAAUAACAGAAGUAAAUGGAAGCUGGAGCAGUGUGCUGCUAAAAGUCCCAGAGGGUUGGAUCCAACUGGCUUACCUGCUGGUCAAAAGAGGAGGAAAGUGUCCCCUUUGACCACCAAAAACCAGGGAUCAUGGAAUCUUCAUGGACAAAAGCCGUGUGGGAGAGGACUUGUAAUAACGAGUGGAACUGGCCAAGAUGGCGUGAAAAAAGCUGGCGGGAUCCCAUCCCAAAUCUCCUUUUCCCUUGUAAUAUGCAAAGCUAUAAAGUUAGUUGUGUGAUAUCAGCUUGCUUCGAAUCCAUCCAGUUCGAGGGUUUCUAUUUACCUGGGGCCGUCCUGAUUUUUCUGGCACUUGAAAACUUUACGCUUUGUAGAUGCCUUCUUAAUGUUUUGCAGUUGCAAGUUAACUGGUAUUGUAUUGUUUUUCAAGCUUCUGCUCACUUUCAUAAGGAAACUGGAAGUUCACACUACCAGUUUAUGCACGUUUGCACUACGAACUUCUCUAGAAGUUUAACUUCUGGUGGUGGUGAAUGUCUCUGGUGCACAUAAGCACUAAGGUACGAUGUCGCACAGCCUGCCAUUGCGCACAUGAAUAUAUUUCAGAUUGUUGAUAGAUACCAUGUAUAGGGACAACUUUGCUUUUCUAAUAUGUUUAACCAAAAGAACAAAUGUUUUUUUAAUAUGUUUAACCAAAAAAACAAAUACCCCCUUUCACUUUUAAAUGCACGCCUUGAUGAAGUAAAUGAAGUAGAGCUUCCAGCAUCUUGUCAUGUUGUGAGUGGAAAAGGGCGUGUACAGUCAUCCUUGGUAUGAUAACAGGGUAUUAUAUGCAUAUUACUCAUCUUUCAGAUGUUAGAAGGUUUGAGAUCCCUUGUUCCUCUUACCACCGCCAGCAGCUGGUGAUAAUUUCUGCUGUAGCAGAUAGGAGAACUGCAGAGACUUCUUGUCUCUGAGGUUUGGUUGCUACUAAAACCGCUUAGAGGCAAGGCUAGUGCUGGUUAUUUGAAAACUAUGAAAUUGGCUGUUUGCAACCUGGAAUGUCACCAUUGAUUUGAAAGUGUUUGAAUUCUGCAGCCCAGCUGCUACUUCACUUUAAAAUGUCCACUUUAAAAGACAAAACAAAAAAAUGAUCUUGUAACAGAAGCUGGCUAAAAAUUGCCUGAAUAAUAAACAACUUGCUUCUAAUAGUUCUGUGUUCUAUUUCUUCAGCUGUGUGUGCUUUCAUAAAUUACAUAGGUAUGUAGCCUGGUAGAUAGAAGUGGAUGUGAAAGAUUAGGAGAUCUCCUUUUUAAAGACUAGCAUUCAGUUUCCACUUCUGGUAUCUUUGGCCCACCAUGGAGUACCUGCAUGCCAAACAAAACAGGCCUCAGAGGCUUGAGCAUGGUAUGUGAAAAUCAUGGGAUCAAAUGGGCUUAAAAAACCAAACAAGCAGGAGUAUAGGAAUCUCCCUAACCUUCAGUCCUCAGUUGGUUCACUAUUUUUAAGUCGACGCAAGGAUAAGAAUGUAAGAAGAGCCCUGCUGGAUUAGACCAGGCAGAAAAUUCGGAAGAGAACCCUUGAAACGCUGCAUUGAAAUCUGAAGGGAGAGUUAAAUGUCUGGAAUUUGGAAGAAACCCCAAACCCCAGAAGUGGCAAAAAUUGCCUGUGCAAAAAGGCCACUGUUGCCAAUCCCUGGGUUGGUGGGAGGACUUGUAUGGGAAUGAAUAGUCCUUCAAGUCUGUAAGUCCCAGGCCUUAGCAAUUGAACAAGCAUCCACAAGUUGAACCUAGAAGCAAAGUCAUAGCUACUGUAACUAGCAGGGCAUUCUGUCCACAACCCAAUGGAAGACAGGCAGCUGGCUCCCAAAUAAAUGGGACCUUCUGAAUUGUUUUCAAGCAAUGCAAAGUACAUGGCAGUAAACCAAUCUGGAAGUUGCAGAAGCGUUUAUCCGUAUGGCAAGAUCUGACAUGUCUAAAAGGCAAGUGACUAUGUGCUUAGGUAUAAAUGAAGGCACAGCGGACGACAGCUCCAACCUCCUAAAGGAGCAGUCCUGAACCUGGAACACAGAUACUAAGCUACAGGCCCAUUUCAUGCAUUUUUAAAGAAACAAACCUAUUAGGAAACCAGUAAACUUCGGACUUCGAAACAUAAAAGAUAAUCAAAUCUUGCCAUAAAGCAAAUGUUGCUUGUGCCUUGAUAGAAAUGAACAAGUUAUAUGUUGUUAUAUGGUAUUUUACUGAAUUAUAUUUUAUAUAUAUCUUAUUUUCAACGCUAUUUUAAUUUUUUUUAAAUGUGAUGUUCAGCACCCUGGGGACCAAUUGUGCAUGGAAAGGAGUCACAAAUGUUUUGAAUAUAUAAAUGUGUUAAGUACCUGGUUCCUCCUAGAAGUCAUUAUUCAGGCCAUUUCAAAGUGCCCAAGAUUGCCUUCUGGCAGCGUAUCCCUCUCGUGUUCUUUAUGGAUGAAUGCAUCCAGUAAAUGAUCAGAGAAAGUCUGCCUUUUUCAGAGUCCUGAUGAAUUUAGGUAGAGUGUCACACACCCUGGUUGUGAGAAAGAAUCAGUAUCUUGGAAGUCAAGAGUAUGCUAGAAACAGGCUUGGAUCCACUGGUAGUUUCCAUGGGUGGAUGAGACCUUUGUCUAUGGGAUAUGACUUCCUGCCAGUUUCUGUUCCAUGGAUCCUCCCAAAAAUAUCUGCACCGAUCAGAUCAAGCAGAGACAGAUUCAGAAAAUGGAUUUUUUAAAUUCAGGAAUCACAGUACAACUAACUAACACAAGGCAAUUGCCGAGAAUGUUUAACUGUAACAAUGGUGACUAUAUAUUCCUUGCCAUAAACUCUCUAUAGUUCUGCUAAUAGAACUAUCCCCCUAAACUUGGGGAUUGUCCCUAAUGUAAGUUUCCAAGCGGUAUACCUUUACCAACUCCUGGCUCCCAAUUUACGUAGAGCCUUUUCUCUGGCCAGAUUUAAUGUUCUUCCUUCAGCCAUUUUAUCUGGUAGAUUUCAUGGGAUUCCUUAUUAUAGCGGGUGUUGUCCUUGUUUGAUGGACUGUGUUGAAACUGUCUCCCAUGUUCUUCUCCAGUGCUCUUUUUAUCUGGCACCACGCCCGGAUCUUCUACAUCCUAUAUUAGCCCAACUUUCAGAGUUUUCUGAUGAUUUUAAGGUCCAGUUUCUGCUUGACAACCCAGAUGGGGAAAUAACUGAAAUAGUAGCAAAGUUUCUCUACCGUGCCAUGGCUAUACGCCCCUGACAAGUAAUAUUCUAUACUAGUUUUGCUGUACUGCUGCCCUGUUCCUAUCUGUAAUUUUAAUCUCAUUCUGUAUGGACUCAUUUCUGUAUUUAAAAUCUUAUAUU
This is a messenger RNA of Eublepharis macularius, 6503 nucleotides long. RefSeq names its product protein phosphatase, Mg2+/Mn2+ dependent 1K (gene PPM1K). The coding region runs from base 183 to 1301 and encodes 372 amino acids. Gene Ontology annotation, molecular function: cation binding; protein serine/threonine phosphatase activity. The record is from RefSeq and is a predicted model, not a curated record. Gene Ontology annotation, biological process: protein dephosphorylation. The transcript is spliced from 7 exons. NCBI's taxonomy places the organism in Eukaryota, Metazoa, Chordata, Lepidosauria, Squamata, Eublepharidae.